Messenger RNA from Cylicostephanus goldi, 647 nucleotides. The record is from the annotation of a GenBank genome assembly. NCBI's taxonomy places the organism in Eukaryota, Metazoa, Nematoda, Chromadorea, Rhabditida, Strongylidae.
CACGGGCCUCGGGCAAUUAUUUGGUGGAUGGUCUCGCUAGUGCUGCAUAAGAAUAUCAUCCACCUCGGAUUCGGGUGGAUGGUGCUUUUCAAAAAAGUAGAAUAGAAUUUACAGCUAGCUCAAAACCUGCCGCUCCUCUUGAUACUAUAGGAGAAGAACCACCGGAAGAGUACAAAGGAACUCGGAAAUUCACAGCCACUUUGGGACAUUUGGCUUUGUACAAAGGGCCUGAAGAUGAGGGACAACCGGCUUCCUUUAUCUCUGGUUACACGACACCUGGCCCAAAGGAAAGGGCCACAAGCGAUCAUAAGAAGGCGAAUCUUGGAGUUCUUCUUGGUGUCUACCUACCUACGAUUCAACAUAUUCUUGGUGUUACCAUGUUCAUUCGACUUUUUUGGGUGGUUGGAAUGGCCGGACUAUGGUGGACACUAGUGCUACUAGCUAUAUGUUGUUCAUGUACUUUACUCACCUCCAUCUCCUUGUCAGCAGUAGCCACUAAUGGAGUUGUCGAAAGUGGAGGAGCUUACUUCAUUAUCAGUCGCAAUUUGGGAGCUGAGUUUGGGUCAGCUGUUGGUAUCCUCUUUUAUCUGGCAAACACCGUAGCAGCCUCUAUGUACAUCGUUGGAGGUGUAGAAGUCUUACUGGUA